AUGCAUUUCCCCACCACCUCCUUCGCUCUUCUGGCCCUUACAGCCACUGCUCUUGCUGGCGUAGCAAGUCCGCGCGAUGCUACGAAGCGGGAUGCAUGUACCAAAGAAACACCUAAAGAUGACUCGGAAAGGCCUCUAUCGCUAGCCGAGCUUAUUAACGAGGCGAUUGUGCAACCAGAUCCCUUUCCAGAGCUUCCUCCAGGGGGCUUGGAUCUUUUUACGCGGGAUGCAUGUACCAAAGAAACAGCUAAAGAGGAUUCGGAAAGGCCUCUAUCGCUAGGCAAGCUUCUUGACGAGGCUGCAGCGAUUGCGCAACCAGAUCACCUUCCAGAGGACUUCGAUCUUUUUAAGCGGGAUGCAUGUACCGAAGAUACAGGUCCAGAUAGUCCGGAAAAGCUUCUAGAGCUGAGCAAGAUUCUUAACGAGGCGGCAGAGAUUUUCCGAACCGAUUCGACUCCGGGCUUGGAUCUUCUUAAGCGUAAUGCGCUGGAAUUACCAAAAUCUGACGAGAUCCUCCAGGACCGCGAUGCUGCGAAGCGGGAUGCAUGUACCAAAGAUACAAGUCCAGAUAGUCCGGAAAAGCUUGUGGAUAUAAACAAGAUUCUUAACGAGGCUGCAGAGAUUUUCCGAACCGAUUCUUAUCCACCGGGCUCCGGUCUUUUGAAGCGGAAUGCGAACAGGAGAAGCUUGCGAUGA
Molecule: messenger RNA, 696 nt
Organism: Ramularia collo-cygni
Lineage: Eukaryota; Fungi; Ascomycota; Dothideomycetes; Mycosphaerellales; Mycosphaerellaceae
Exons: 5
Coding region: 1-696 (231 amino acids)
Source: RefSeq, a predicted model, not a curated record